Cooperia oncophora is the source of this 330-nucleotide messenger RNA. The record is from the annotation of a GenBank genome assembly. Lineage: Eukaryota; Metazoa; Nematoda; Chromadorea; Rhabditida; Trichostrongylidae.
AUGGCUCAUCUGGUGCUGUCAUUAGUUGCAGUGAUGAUGUGUCUUGUCAGCGGAGGACUGAGCGCUCGGAACUGGGCCUUAGUUGGUACUUAUCAUCAUCCGCGAAUCGAUCGGGAUGAGGCCUUCUGUCUACUUGGCACUCACGACGCAUCCAGAAUCAGGUAUAUCUUUUCCAAUAUGCACCGAUACGACUUUGAACAUUGCCUGUGGCAGCUGAAAGUAGGCGUAGCUGUAAAUUCAGUACAAUUUGUUGUGGCAGCUAUAGAAGUGUUUCUCAACAUUCUUUCUGCUAUUCUGUGUAUGAAACGAACGUGUACGUCGUGUGUCUGA